This is a messenger RNA of Piliocolobus tephrosceles (Ugandan red Colobus), 6504 nucleotides long. It is a transcript of the gene PPM1H, whose product is annotated as protein phosphatase, Mg2+/Mn2+ dependent 1H. Gene Ontology annotation, molecular function: [pyruvate dehydrogenase (acetyl-transferring)]-phosphatase activity. The coding region runs from base 450 to 1994 and encodes 514 amino acids. The record is from RefSeq and is a predicted model, not a curated record. The transcript has 10 exons. Gene Ontology annotation, cellular component: mitochondrion. Lineage: Eukaryota; Metazoa; Chordata; Mammalia; Primates; Cercopithecidae. Gene Ontology annotation, biological process: protein dephosphorylation.
ACCGCAGCAGCCUGAGCCCUUGCAGCCUGAUUAUCACAUGACUCGGCAGCGGUAGCCGUGGCAGCAGCCGCGGCGGCUCCGCGGGCUCGCCGGGUGGGCUCAGUUCCGCGCACGCCGGGGCCGAGUGCAGGGGGCGGGGAAGGGACCUGCUGCAACUGCAGCUGCCUGGUCGCUACUGAAGCGCGCGGUGACUCCCCCAGCCGGCCCGCUCCAUGCCGCUCCGUUGCGGAAGUGUAGCGUGGGGAGGCGGCUGCCGCCGCGGCACGGAGCACGGGAGGCCGGGGCUCGGCCCCCUGCAGCACUAGGCUCUGGGAGCCGCGCGCGGCGCGUCCCAGCGGCCCGGCUCCCCGUGCGCCAGGCGCCCACCGCAGCCUGCAUGCCCGGCGCUGCGCCUCGCCCGGCCCCCGCCGCCUCCUGCUCGCACCGCUGCAGUCGGGCGCCGGAGUAAUAUGCUCACUCGAGUGAAAUCUGCCGUGGCCAAUUUCAUGGGCGGCAUCAUGGCUGGCAGCUCAGGCUCGGAGCACGGCGGCGGCGGCUGCGGAGGCUCGGACCUGCCCCUGCGUUUCCCCUACGGGCGGCCAGAGUUCCUGGGGCUGUCUCAGGACGAGGUGGAGUGCAGCGCGGAUCACAUCGCCCGCCCCAUCCUCAUCCUCAAGGAGACUCGGCGGCUGCCCUGGGCCACUGGCUACGCAGAGGUUAUCAAUGCUGGGAAGAGCACACACAAUGAAGACCAAGCCAGCUGUGAGGUGCUCACUGUGAAGAAGAAGGCAGGGGCUAUGACCUCAACCCCAAACAGGAACUCAUCCAAGAGACGGUCCUCCCUUCCCAAUGGGGAAGGGCUGCAGCUGAAGGAGAACUCGGAAUCCGAGGGUGUUUCCUGCCACUAUUGGUCGCUGUUUGACGGGCACGCGGGGUCCGGGGCAGCGGUGGUGGCGUCGCGCCUGCUGCAGCACCACGUCACGGAGCAGCUGCAGGACAUCGUGGACAUCCUGAAGAACUCCGCCGUUCUGCCCCCCACCUGCCUAGGGGAGGAGCCUGAGAACACACCUGCCAACAGCCGGACUCUGACCCGGGCAGCCUCCCUGCGCGGAGGGGUGGGGGCUCCGGGCUCACCCAGCACGCCCCCCACGCGCUUCUUUACCGAGAAGAAGAUUCCCCACGAGUGCCUGGUCAUCGGGGCGCUUGAAAGUGCAUUCAAGGAAAUGGACCUACAGAUAGAACGAGAGAGGAGUUCAUACAAUAUAUCUGGUGGCUGCACAGCCCUCAUUGUGAUUUGCCUUUUGGGGAAGCUGUAUGUUGCAAACGCUGGGGAUAGCAGGGCCAUAAUCGUCAGAAACGGAGAAAUUAUCCCCAUGUCUUCAGAAUUUACCCCCGAGACAGAGCGCCAGCGACUUCAGUACCUGGCAUUCAUGCAGCCUCACUUGCUGGGAAAUGAGUUCACACAUUUGGAGUUUCCAAGGAGGGUACAGAGAAAGGAGCUUGGAAAGAAGAUGCUCUACAGGGACUUUAAUAUGACAGGCUGGGCAUACAAAACCAUUGAGGAUGAGGACUUGAAGUUCCCCCUUAUAUAUGGAGAAGGCAAGAAGGCCCGGGUAAUGGCAACUAUUGGAGUGACCAGGGGACUUGGGGACCAUGACCUGAAGGUGCAUGACUCCAACAUCUACAUUAAACCAUUCCUGUCUUCAGCUCCAGAGGUAAGAAUCUACGAUCUCUCAAAAUAUGAUCAUGGAGCAGAUGAUGUGCUGAUCUUGGCCACUGAUGGACUCUGGGAUGUUUUAUCAAAUGAAGAAGUAGCAGAAGCAAUCACUCAGUUUCUUCCUAACUGUGAUCCAGAUGAUCCUCACAGGUACACACUGGCAGCUCAGGACCUGGUGAUGCGUGCCCGGGGUGUGCUGAAGGACAGAGGAUGGCGGAUAUCUAAUGACCGACUGGGCUCAGGAGAUGACAUUUCUGUAUAUGUCAUUCCUUUAAUACAUGGAAACAAGCUGUCAUGAAAAAGGCCCAGAGGAUUGGGAGGACAGAGGGGAAGAAAGCUGGGAUGCCUCUUGGCAGGACGGAACUGGGAAGUGCCCCAGCUGAGUUCCAAGUGACGCAGUCUCUUCCCAGCCCAGGUGGGGAGUUCGCGGCCAAAAGGCUAUGCUUCAAGAUGACCCUUUGGUUUCCAUUUCUUCUUUAGUAACAUGUCAACUCAACAAGAGCAAAACACAAAGGCUGCUACCAAGUGUUGUAUUUCAGUUCCUUUCUUAGGCCUCCGAGGUGGCCAUUGCCUAUUCGGGGUAUAUAUGUCAUAUUUAUUUUAUCUCGAGUAGCUGGGGCAGCCAUUUUCAGGUGUAAAUGGCAGAGGACUCUUCAGCCUGUCAAGCUGCCAACUUCUCUACGGGUUAAAAAGUGCUGCAUUGGGAAGUAGGGGUCAUGCCUCAAAGUGUAAGUGCCCACCUUCUAGGAAGCCUGAGAUUUAUUUCAGGGAUUGCUGUCUGACCCCCGCCCCCUUCUCUUUUCUAUUCUUCUGUUCUUCUCUUUUCUAUUCUUCUUCUCUGUUUCUAUUCUUUUGUGGCAGUGGUGGAGUGAGGCAGGGAUUUGUUUUACUUUUUAUUUUUUCAGUUUUUGACAUUCCUUGAAUCUGUUUUUUUUUUUCCCCCUCCAUAGAACAGGCCUGGGACUUUCCAACACCCUGCUGAGGAAGUUCUGCGUCAAAGUCCCACCCAGGCUGGGUUGUCCCCACAUCCUCCAGCCCACACAACCCAGGCAGCAUCUGGGCCAGUGCCCUGCAUGACAGAGGAUCUUUGUUGUGUAACGUUUGUUCCCAAGUUGCAUUUUCUCACCAAAUCAGUGUGUUUUCAUGAAACUAUGAGUGUUUCUGUGGACCAGCAGUUCCUCUGUUGUCUUCAGUGGUCUCCCUGUGUGUCUCAAGGGUUCUCUGUGAGAGUCUGGAUUUUCAUUUCUGGAAUGGCUGGCCCCAUCCCACUUUUCUGUGUCAUGGGGAUACAUAUAAAGCAGUGUUUAAUAGAGCAGUUUAAGAAGUUCUUUGCAUCUUUUGGUUCACCAUAGCUCGUCUGGGGACCAUCUUGGAUUCAGGUUUCAUGGCUUGUGACUGUCCCCCAAGCCCACUCCAAACAAAGUGUAAGGAUCAGAGUUCUGUCAAGGAGCAGCAGUUCUGUUCUCCCCAUCAUCUUUGUGCAAGGUCCCUCGGGGCGGGGGAUGGGGGGGGCACUUAAAUAAAAGAAUUUGAAAUGGGUUGACUGGCCAUCCUCAUGCUGUGCUCCUUUUCUCUAGAGAAUCAUGUCCCAGCUCUUCCAGGUCCCACAUCUGAGUGUUCACCACAAGAGCAGCAGCCGCAGGCACAGCGCGCGCCGUAUCUACCUGCUACUUCUCCGCAGGGAGGAAUGGCCAAGUAGACUGUAAAACUUCUGUCUUUUAGGCAGACCUGUACAGCCACAAAAUUACCUAGUCUUCUUCCUGCUGAGCUGAGGUAUUGCCACCAUUUUGACAACUUUGAGUAAUUAAAACACUCUUCUGACCCAAGAAGGAAAAAGGUCACUGAUGUGACCCCCUCGAAUGCUAGAGAGCUAAUUCCAGUUCUCAUGUUUGUUUGAAUUUCUUCCCCAGAGGAGAGGAGAGAAACUUCUCCUCCAGGGCGAUAAAUCACCUGCAUUUCUGGAGUUGUCCCGUAUUUGAAAAGGCCUGGAGCCCCUCCUACUCAGGAAUGAACUCAUUCCACGGUGUGGAGACAGCGCCCUGUCUGGCAGGUGAAGCCCUGUGGGAAUUCACGCCAGCCGGUGUUUGUGGAAGUGUUGGCCUGGGAAGAAUGGGACUUCGGCCUUGUCAGGAGUUGUCUUCAUCUGACGGCACGUUUCCUCCCCCUACAGUAGAUCUUAGCUACCCCAGAUAGCUCUGUGGAGAGAAGUCUGUGGAAAAUGCUUUGCUUCCUGGCAGAGUUUGAUGCUGUGGGAAAACCUUCAGGCAUGCGACAGCAGUGUGGUCCACUCCCUGUUCUGUCCUGGUGCUCAGAGUCAUGUGUAAGUAGGAAACCUAAGCAAGUCUUCCAUAGAGGACCCUGAGCUGCCGUCUUUGGGAUCCUUCCUGUGUCCCCGCUGCCUUUCAUUUAUUUGCUUUCCUGGGCCUCUAUCUGGGCCCUACUUUGAGCUUUCUCCAGUUUUAUUCAAGCCACCAGAGUAAGAAUUUGGGUGUAGAUGUCACAACUACCUUCUACUCAAUUCACCAAUUCAUUUACUGCUAUGGCACGUCUCAGGAAAAACUCUAGAAACCUCUACAUCUCUAAAUCCUCUAUAAAAUCUUGAGCAUUUAGUCCUGCUGGUUUUAGUUAGAAAGGCAUCCAGGAAGUGUUUUCAUAAGCCCCCUUGGGUGGAAAGAUCUUAGUUAUAAGAUAAAGUCAUAUUUGUGUUUGGGGGAUGGGAGGAAGACUAUAAAUGAGGUGAAGAAAUCAAAAGUGGGAAACAUGAUGUAAAUGAAGCAUGGCAGAUCUGCCCAGCACUGAUAUCGCUCUAUAAACUGAGCUUACUCAGUUUUGGCCUUAUUUUUUACCCAGGCCCCAUGUCACCCAGUCCUGAAACAGUAACUGUGUCUACAUAAUGGGUUGGCCCUUGAUGCAUUCCUGGAAAAGUCAAAGGACGCACACUUCGAAACUCUGCAGAACGUAUUUAUACAUGGUUCUGAAAUCUUGCGUAUCUGACCUAUAGCCAAAUCUGCUUGCUCGAAUAGCCUCAGAGGAAGUCUUGUUUAAUAAAAAGCUUUUGAUGUCCUAGUCAAGUCUUUAUGGUUGUCUUGAGGGGUGUGUGGCUACUUUAAUGAAAGGCUCUUCUGCUCUAAAUCUCUUUGCUGGGACUGGGCCUCUUCAGACUAUCUGGUGAAACUCCUUUCCUUAGAACAAACUCAGUCCAUCCGGACUCUGUGGCAUUUUGUUAGAUGAUAACCAAAGCCUUGUUCCUGCAGCCAGUGUCAGCAGUCAGAGAGGUGGAGGGUGUGUUCUGCUGCGGUUGCGCAUGCCUAUCAGCUGUUCUUGAGGUGGAAAAGAAAGGUGAAAAUCGGACUAGGCCAAAUACUCAGCUGUCUUAAUAGGACAAAGCCUUAAGCAGUGGAAAUUUCAGUUAUUUUCCACAGUAUUCCAUUUUGGAGGAUUUGGGGUGUUUACUUUUUAAAUUCUUAAACAACUUAACCUCCAUGAGGCUUUGUGAAGUCAGUGGUGACCACCCUCCUCUUACUGUGUUCUCAGUAUUCAUUCACUUCCAGGGAAGAAUGACAGCCACAGGGAGAUGUUGGUGGGGAAGAAUGACAGUCCCAGGAUCCAGAUUUAGCCUCAGAUCUUCCCCAUGCAGGCAGGGUUUUCCAUUUAACAAGAGCACUCGUAUGAAAACAUUAGGGACAAAUCUCCCAUGUCUUUAACAUUCUGAUUCUCCUCUUGAUAUCCCCUUCCUCACCUGCCAAUCAACUUUAUAAGGCCACAAGUGGUCACUGGUUUUCCUUCCACAGGUUUGAGGUUCUCAGCUUUCCUUAAGUGACCCAGCAGCUCCGCUGUUUUCAGAGUGAAUAUGUUAAGCUUUGAUGAGAUUCUAUUUUCAGUAAGUUAGUGCUUCUGGGACACUUGGAGAAAGCUGUGAGAGUCAUUGUCUAUGCAAAGAACAACCAGGCUGAUCCUAAAAGUUAUCCAGUCUGAGAAAAUGGUAAAACAAGGUCUGGCCACAACACAGAAUUUUAUGUGAGGAACUCAGAUUUUUGAGGACUUACACUUGCAGAGAAAGGUUGCAGCCUGCACACCAUAGCCCACCUCUCUGAGCAGACUGUGGUUCUGUGUGGUGAUGUGGCACAUGUUUGUACACUGGGGUUUUUCAAAGGACGCUACGCGAGCAGCCUGACUUGCCUCUUCUGUGAGGACUGUGGCUUUUGUCAGAUGGCGUGCCAGUCUGCAGAGGACUGCUCUUUCAAAUCCACAGUGUUAUCUGUGUAAAUAGCUUUAAUUUUUCCUCUGUGUCUUAGGUGUGAAGUUUUGUUCAUGUAGCAACCAGGUAGAGUGACCAAAUAAGGCUGUAAACGUGCUGUAGUUUUCUACUGUGAUGUACUUGAAGGAGAACCUGUGUCCUCUACUUUUCUGAUCUCCCUCAAGUAUUUUCUGUUUGUUUCCUGAGUCCUGAGGUUAUUAUUUCCCUCCUGUUUUGCCCCGUUUUUUUUUUUUUUUUUUUUGGAGACCCAGGGAGGCCCAUGGUGGAGAUCAUUUGUAAGGGGUGGAUCAUGGUCUGGGUUUCCAAAACUACCCUACGUACAGUGAAUGAGAGAAAUCUGCCUGGAAAUUGUUUCAGAACCAUGUACCUUUAUGCUUUGUGAUUGUGAAACGUUGACUUUUUUGUAACCCAAAAAUGAAAACUGUUUAGUAAAGGGGAUCUAUUUUGUGUGUUUUGAAACUUAGGUGCAAUGUCCCCUGGAAAAAGCUAAAGAAAUGUAUAUGUUCAAUGACAUUUUAAAAUAAAAUAUUAUAUAUAUGUAUAUAGGACA